Eremothecium sinecaudum is the source of this 645-nucleotide messenger RNA. RefSeq names its product mitochondrial ribosome assembly protein RRG9 (gene RRG9). The coding region runs from base 1 to 645 and encodes 214 amino acids. The transcript has a single exon. The record is from RefSeq and is a predicted model, not a curated record. Gene Ontology annotation, cellular component: nucleus. NCBI's taxonomy places the organism in Eukaryota, Fungi, Ascomycota, Saccharomycetes, Saccharomycetales, Saccharomycetaceae.
AUGUUCUUGCUGCUGAAUAAACCUAAGUCUACUCUUUUACUAAACAAAGGACAACAGUUAAGAGGCAUCGUGACGGCCUCCCGAGUACUUUACCAAGUACCGACUGCCAAAGACCUCAUAAAAUUUGUGAAUAAUACCAGUCUAUGGAAGAAAGAGCUGAAGAGCAUAAACCGUAACUCUGAGGAUGCUAAGAGGAUCAAGGAACACUUACCUGAGUGGAAGAAACAAAAAUUAGCUCUUCAUAGGAAAUUCAGCGGUGCAGGUUGGCAACCUGCAAAAAAGCUUAGCCGUACUGAGAUUGAAUCAGUAAGGAUGUUGAAAGAAAAUUAUCCUGAUAUGACUGCGAAAGAGUUGGGAGAUAAAUUUCAGGUUUCCGCUGAAAGUAUUCGAAGAAUCCUGAAAUCUAAGUGGCAACCCAACGAAGACGAGAUGCUUAAAAUACAGCAGCGUUGGGAAAGGCGAGGCCAGAGAAUAAACGCUCUGCUUGGAGAACGCAGGUUAAAUAGUAGACCGGUUCCUCCGCAUAAAGUUGUAACUAUUAAUUCUAAUAGUCAGGGAACUGAUUUCAGAGUGCAAAGAGUACGUCGAUUAAACAACGGAAAACAGGAACAGAGAAAAGAUAAACUUCAUCUACUAAUAGAAUAA